AAAAACAAUUUACUCAGAUAUCGGAUAGCGAAAGCCAUUGAACAUGACAACAGAAACCUUGGUGAAGGAUGUUAAACCAGGCUUGAAAAACCUAAACCUUAUAUUCAUUGUACUGGAGACAGGUCGGGUAACCAAGACGAAGGAUGGUCACGAAGUGCGGACAUGUAAAGUAGCAGACAAAACUGGCAGCAUAAACAUCUCUGUGUGGGACGAUGUUGGCAACCUAAUUCAGCCAGGAGACAUCAUCCGACUCACCAAAGGGUAUGCAUCUGUUUUCAAAGGCUGCCUGACUUUAUACACUGGACGCGGAGGAGAUCUACAGAAAGUUGGAGAGUUUUGUAUGGUUUAUUCUGAAGUGCCAAAUUUCAGUGAGCCAAACCCAGAGUAUGUGGCCCAACAGUCACAAAACAAAAAUAUGCAGAAUGACAAUCCAGCGCCUGCAGCCUCACAAACUACACCAGGCCCCCCCUCCUCAGCAACAGCAGCAGCCUCUGAUAACCAGAAUGGCAAUGGAUUGAUUACCCCUGGCAGCUCCACACACCCACCAAGUGUCCCCACCCAUCCAACCAGCGGUCGCAUCACCCGGAGUCAGCCCAACCACCAGAGCGGAGGGUCACUGGGAACAGGUUCCUCCUCUAACCCAGUCAGCAAUGGCAAAGAGACACGGCGAAGCAGCAAAAGAUAAUGGGUGCAGGACUAGAGGGCACCUCUUCCUUUGCCAUCUGUUUGUUACAUUUUUACCUCCUGCUGACCUAGC
Messenger RNA from Euleptes europaea (tarantolino), 757 nucleotides. RefSeq names its product nucleic acid binding protein 2 (gene NABP2). The coding region runs from base 44 to 685 and encodes 213 amino acids. Gene Ontology annotation, biological process: response to ionizing radiation; double-strand break repair via homologous recombination; mitotic cell cycle checkpoint signaling. NCBI's taxonomy places the organism in Eukaryota, Metazoa, Chordata, Lepidosauria, Squamata, Sphaerodactylidae. The record is from RefSeq and is a predicted model, not a curated record. Gene Ontology annotation, molecular function: DNA binding. The transcript has 6 exons. Gene Ontology annotation, cellular component: SOSS complex.